AUGGGGUACACCACCAGUGGGUCAACAAUGGGGUGCACCAACAAGUGUUCAAGAAUGGAGCACACCAGCACUGCUCAUCAGUGGGAUACACCACCAUAUUCUUCGCAGUGGGCUCCACAGUGGGGUACAACAUCAACUUCUCAACAAUGGAGUUCAAAACCAGUGGCUUUACAAUGGGGUACAACAUCAACUGCUCAACCAUGGAGUUCACCAUCAAAUGAUCAACAGUGGAGUUCACCUCCGAUGGAUGUUCAGUAUGGAUUUUCACUUGAAUCUCAAAAUAAAAGUCCAAGAAUUGCUGAAGAAAGAGUUGCAGAGGAAGCUCCAGUGCCAACUUCUGUCAACAGUCAAAAAGGAGUAUCAACUACACAAAUAUCUCGCACACGUAAAUCAGGAAGAUUGUUCAAUAUUUGGGGAAGGCAACAGGGCCUAAUUUGA
This is a messenger RNA of Eruca vesicaria subsp. sativa (arugula), 438 nucleotides long. Lineage: Eukaryota; Viridiplantae; Streptophyta; Magnoliopsida; Brassicales; Brassicaceae. The record is from the annotation of a GenBank genome assembly.